Messenger RNA from Carlito syrichta (Philippine tarsier), 326 nucleotides. RefSeq names its product mitogen-activated protein kinase kinase kinase 2-like. The transcript is spliced from 4 exons. The annotation marks the transcript as partial. NCBI's taxonomy places the organism in Eukaryota, Metazoa, Chordata, Mammalia, Primates, Tarsiidae. The record is from RefSeq and is a predicted model, not a curated record. Gene Ontology annotation, molecular function: protein binding.
AUAAAGAAUGCUGAUGGGAGAACCAUUUUUCUAAUUUUCAAAUUGUCGAGCUGGUUGCCAUGAUGGAUGAUCAGCAAGCUUUGAACUCAAUCAUGCAAGAUUUGGCUGUCCUUCAUAAGGCCAGUCGACCAGCAUUAUCCUUACAGGAAACCAGAAAAGCAAAAUCUUCAUCACCAAAAAAGCAGAAUGACAUCCGAGUUAAAUUUGAACACCGAGGAGAAAAGAGAAUUCUUCAGUUCCCCAGACCAGUUAAGCUGGAAGAUCUAAGGUCUAAAGCUAAAAUUGCCUUUGGACAGUCUAUGGAUCUACAUUAUACCAAUAACGAG